GCUUUUUGUUCCCGGUUCGCUCCCAUGCAUUGAUUUGCGAUUGAGAUACAACCUGCCAUCGGGUCAACCUGUAAGCCCGGGCCGUGCAUCAACAACAAUAAACCGAAUAUCCGAGGCACAAUGGAAUGCACGUGGGGAAUCCUCUGCUUGUCAGUGGUUAAUUGAAUCCAAUUUCUUCGUUGUCUGGGGUCACUCUGAAUGACUUUCCUUUUUCGCGAUCCCAUCGUGAUGACGACGACAUCUGCAAAUAUCUCCGACGUCUCCGGCGUCUCCGACGGCUGAGAUUCUUGUCAGCCGGCGGAAAUCAACCAUGCGCCCUUUGGUCGAGAGAUCGUGGGCAUUGAAUCCAUAAAACCUUGGAGAUGUUCGCGCUUCUCGAGGUCGUGGGAGGUUGAAACAAGGCGUUGGAACUAAAGCCUCGUUCCUCAGCCAUCAUCGACUUUCUUCGUCUCCACGACACCUCCCUCGACGAUAGCCAUGCGCUGGCUACAAGGUAUCGCCCUCUGGGCGCUGCUGGCUCCGCUCUCGCAAGCCAAUGUCGCGGACCCGGCCAAGGACGCGACUCCUUACCACAAAGAGUUCGUCUUAUUCCGCAGCGCCAACAUGGCUUCCCCAGACAAGCUCUCUAGCGGCAUUGGCUUUCACUCCUUCCGCAUCCCGGCCGUCGUCACCACGAGCACGGGCCGAAUCCUUGCUUUUGCCGAAGGCCGCCGCCACAACAACCGCGACUACGGCGACAUCAACCUCGUCUAUAAGCGCACCAAGACAACCACCAACCACGGUGCGUCCCCCAGCGACUGGGAGGGCCUGAAAGAGGUGGUUGGUUCCGGCGCCGGCACAUGGGGCAACCCGACGCCGGUGGUCGACGGCAAAACCAUCUACCUGUUCAUGUCCUGGAACGGCGCUACCUACAGCCAGAACGGCGGCAACACACUCCCCGACGGGACCAAGACCAAGAAGAUUGACACCACCUGGGCGGGACGCCGCCAUCUGUACCUCACCAAGAGCACGGACGAUGGCGCCACCUGGUCCAAGCCCGAGGACGUCACCAAGACGCUGACCCCCGCCAAUCGCGCCUGGGACGCCGUCGGUCCCGGCAAUGGCAUCAGGCUUACCACGGGCGAGCUCGUUGUCCCCGCGCAGGGCCGCAACAUCAUCGGCCGCGGCCCCUCGGGCAACCGCACCUGGUCGAUGCAGAUCCUCUCGGGGGCCGGGUCCGAGGGCACGAUCGCGCAGACCCCCGACGGCAAGCUCUACCGCAACGACCGGUCCGGCAGCGGCGACUACCGGCGCGUGGCGCGCGGCACGCUCACCAGCUUCGGGAAGUUUGCCGACGACGGCGGCCUGCCGGACCCCAAGUGCGAGGGGUCCGUGCUGCUGUACAACCGGGCCGACUCCAAGGGCCCCGCCCGGACUAUCUUCAUGAACUCGGCCAGCAAGACGAGCCGCCGGGCGAUGCGCGUGCGCAUCAGCUAUGACAGCAACGCGGCCAAGUGGAACUUUGGGCGGGAGCUGGCCAAUGCGCCAGUGUCUGGGGCAGGCAACGAGGGCGGGUAUUCGAGCAUGACCAAGACGGCGGACUACAAGAUUGGGGCCCUAGUCGAGAGCGACUUUUAUAACGACAAGGGAGGCCAGAAGUCGUAUCGGUCCAUCAUCUGGCGGCGGUUUAACCUGUCGUGGAUCUUGCAUGGGCCGCGUAACUAAGGGGCUCUUUAGGGUCGUCGGUGUCGACCGAGGUAGUAAAUUACAUAUGAUGUACUAAUCGG
This is a messenger RNA of Chaetomium fimeti, 1766 nucleotides long. Its product is annotated as glycoside hydrolase family 33 protein. Gene Ontology annotation, molecular function: exo-alpha-sialidase activity. The record is from RefSeq and is a predicted model, not a curated record. Gene Ontology annotation, biological process: ganglioside catabolic process; oligosaccharide catabolic process. Bases 478 to 1704 code for a protein of 408 amino acids. NCBI's taxonomy places the organism in Eukaryota, Fungi, Ascomycota, Sordariomycetes, Sordariales, Chaetomiaceae. The transcript has a single exon. Gene Ontology annotation, cellular component: intracellular membrane-bounded organelle; membrane; cytoplasm.